This is a messenger RNA of Galeopterus variegatus (Sunda flying lemur), 4531 nucleotides long. It is a transcript of the gene SH3PXD2B, whose product is annotated as SH3 and PX domains 2B. NCBI's taxonomy places the organism in Eukaryota, Metazoa, Chordata, Mammalia, Dermoptera, Cynocephalidae. Bases 177 to 2954 code for a protein of 925 amino acids. Gene Ontology annotation, molecular function: phosphatidylinositol binding; superoxide-generating NADPH oxidase activator activity; protein binding. The transcript has 11 exons. Gene Ontology annotation, biological process: superoxide anion generation. The record is from RefSeq and is a predicted model, not a curated record.
CCAGUCUGAGAAUCCUGGGUUUGGACAGGAUCUAAGGUUCAACUGAUGAUAUGAGUUUCAUCUGAUUCUAGGAUCCCGGUAGGGGCCCCUUCCUUUCACGGACUGUUUCCAGCCUCCCUUAUCUCGCCAAAACUUACUCACUAGGUCCAGUUCCCUCAGUCCCUUAUACUAGAGCCAUGAACAGGGCUUUAGGGGACCACAUACGGGGUUAUCCAAGCCCUGUGGAAGUCCAGCCGGGCAGUAUUGGUGGCAGCCAGGAAUUUUGGUGCCACUCAGACCUAUCCCAGAGACAGCCACAUCCACACCCUCUCAGGUCACUGAGAGCUGGUCACUGCUCCCUUACAUCACUGUAUGUGCUGUCAUCCUCUGCAGGCAAAAUUCUCUUUCGACGAAGCCACAUCCGGGACGUGGCUGUCAAACGCCUGAUACCAAUUGAUGAAUACUGUAAGGCCCUGAUCCAGCUGCCCCCCUAUAUCUCUCAGUGUGAUGAGGUGCUUCAGUUCUUUGAGACAAGACCUGAAGACCUGAAUCCCCCCAAAGAAGAGCACCUUGGGAAAAAGAAAUCUGGGGGUGACCUGACCUCAGUGGACCCCAUGGUCCUGGAGCAGUAUGUGGUGGUGGCAAACUACCAGAAGCAGGAGAGCUCAGAGAUCAGCCUCAGCAUGGGGCAGGUGGUGGACAUCAUCGAGAAGAACGAGUCAGGUUGGUGGUUCGUCAGCACCGCUGAAGAGCAAGGCUGGGUCCCUGCGACCUGCCUGGAAGGGCAGGACGGGGUGCAGGAUGAGUUUUCCCUACAGCCUGAAGAAGUCUCAUGGAGGUACUGGUCUUUGCCCCGGCCCAUGGGCCGCCACCGGACUCUGGGGGACUUGUAUGCCAUCAGCUGGCGUCAAGAGGAGAAGUACACAGUCAUCUACCCGUACACAGCUCGUGACCAGGAUGAAAUGAACCUGGAGAGAGGGGCCGUGGUGGAGGUCAUCCAGAAAAACCUGGAAGGCUGGUGGAAGAUCAGGUACCAGGGCAAAGAAGGCUGGGCCCCUGCCUCCUACCUAAAGAAGAGCAGUGGGGAACCCUUACCCCCAAAGCUGGGCCCUGGCUCAUCUGCCCACUCGGGUGCCCUCGAUUUGGAUGGUGUGUCCCGGCAGCAGAACGCAGUGGGCAAGGAGAAGGAGCUGCUCAACAACCAGAGGGAUGGCCGGUUUGAAGGUCGCGCAGUGCCUGAAGGCGACAUUAAACAGAGAUCACCAAAGAUGAGGCAGAGACCUCCUCCUCGCCGGGAUAUGACCAUUCCUCGAGGUCUCAACCUGCCUAAGCCUCCCAUCCCACCCCAAGUGGAGGAAGAGUAUUACACCAUUGCUGAAUUCCAGACAACCAUCCCAGAUGGCAUCAGCUUCCAGGCAGGCCUGAAGGUUGAGGUGAUCGAGAAGAACCUGAGUGGCUGGUGGUACAUUCAGAUUGAAGAUAAGGAAGGAUGGGCCCCAGCAACCUUCAUUGACAAGUACAAGAAGACCAGCAAUGCCUCAAGACCCAACUUUCUGGCUCCUCUGCCCAAUGAGGUGACCCAGCUCCGGCCUGGGGAUGCAGCAGCAAUGGAGAACAGUACAGGCAGUGAAGCCGUUGGCCCCUCCCGGCCCCUGCCUGAUGCACCGCAUGGUGCUGUGGACUCUGGGAUGCCGUGGUCCAAAGACUGGAAGGGCAGCAAGGAGGUCCUGAGGAAAGCAUCUUCAGACAUGUCUGCAUCAGCAGGCUACGAGGAGAUCUCAGACCCCAAUCUGGAAGAGAAGCCCAGCCUCCCUCCACGGAAAGAAUCCAUCAUAAAGUCGGAAGGGGAGCUGCUGGAGAGGGAGCGGCAGAGGAUGGAGCAGCUCCGGGGCUCUUCACCCAAACCUCCUGGCAUGAUUCUGCCCAUGAUUCCAGCCAAACACACCCCCCCAGCCCGGGACAGCAGGAGGCCAGAGCCCAAACCUGACAAAAGCAAACUGUUCCAGCUGAAAAAUGACAUGGGGCUGGAGUGUGGCCACAAGGUAUUGGCCAAGGAAGUGAAGAAGCCCAACCUCCGGCCCAUCUCCAAACCCAAAGCUGACCCACCAGAGGAGAAGCCAGAAGCCAUUCCCCAGAAUCCCUUCCUGAAGUCCAAACCUCAGGUUAGGCCAAAACCAGCUCCUUCCCCCAGGACAGAGCCACCUCAGGGUGAAGACCAAGUGGACAUCUGCAACCUCAGGAGUAAGCUCAGGCCUGCCAAGUCCCAAGAGAAAUCCUCGUUGGAUGGGGAGAACCACCAGGCUACUGGGGGCCAAGAUGUGGCCCUCAGCCGAAGCUUCCUCCCAGGGGAGGGACCUGGCCGUGCUCAGGAUAGAACGGGAAAACAGGAUGGGCUCAGCCCCAAGGAGAUAUCCUGCAGAGCCCCUCCAAGGCCAGCCAAGACCACAGAUCCUGUGCCUAAGAAUGUACCCGUCCCUCUCCAAGAGGCUCUCCAGCACAGACCUGUGGUCCCGCCCCGGAGACCACCCCCCCCCAAGAAAACCUCCUCAUCAGCUAGGCCCCUCCCAGAGGUCAGAGGGCCACAGCGUGAAGUCAGUGAAAGCAAGGCAGCUCCUGCCCCAGGCCGUGCCCUUCUGGUCCCUCCAAAAGCCAAACCCUUUCUCUCCACCACCUCAGGGGGCCAAGAUGACAUGCGAGGCAAAGGUGGGCUGGGGCCACGUGGGGCCGGCAAGAUCGGGGAAAACGGGGAUAAAGUGGCUGCAGCCUCCUUCCCCAAUGCAGAUGGCCCAAAAGACUCUUUAUAUGUGGCCGUGGCCAACUUUGAAGGAGACGAAGAUACCAGCAGCUUCCAGGAAGGGACGGUAUUCGAAGUUCGGGAAAAGAACAGCAGCGGCUGGUGGUUCUGCCAUGUCCUGAGCGGAGCCCCUUCCUGGGAAGGGUGGAUUCCCUCCAAUUAUCUCAGAAAGAAGCCGUAGCCUCCUCCUCCCUCCCUGCCUGGAGGUUUUACUGGUCCCCGCUGGCUUUACCCACAUAUUUAAUAUGCCUCUUAAUUUAUCGUUCUCCAUGCAGCUUCAAAGGAAGGCAGACUCUGCAGUACUGUGGUUUCUCCCUCCCAUGGGUGGAGAGUGAGUUGCUGAGACCUCGGGAGCCCCUGGGUCUGACUCCUCUCAUCACAGCAUUCCCUGGAGGCUCAGAAGCCACAGCCCUGCUUUCUAUCCAUGUCAGCAUCCCUGCCUUAAGAGGACUCCUCCUCCUAGCCCAGUGGCAUUGCCACCCAGUGGUGGGACCAGGACCCUCCACAGCCUCCAGGACUAGAGCCCAUCGUCUCCAGAAACUCCAGAAAGGGUCUCUCAUUGCUUAAAUGAGACAUAGUGAGGGGCAAUCCGCCAAUCCAUGACGACUUGCUCUAACUUCAUGUUUCUAAAAGCCCAGUGGUUUUAUUCAUGUUUCCAAAAUGCCUGGUACCAGAAAGAACUUCAUCCUAUGGAAGUCAGACCCAUUGCCAAUCCCAGGGAAAGUGUCCUCUUCCGGAGGCCUGGGGUCCAUGGACCCGUGAGGUUCAACCAGAUGCAGCUACCCCAGGAGUGGGCCUGGAGGUCCCCCUUGGCCAUCCUUAUGGGGCUCCCGUCUUCUAUCUUGGGACCAUGAUCAGCCCCAAAGGGGUGGUUCCAACAUUAAGCAUGCUUCACUUUCCUGCUGCAGGCUCUGGCCCAUCCAGGGCUUUUAAAUAAGAAUUAACACCCCCUACCUGGGGCAUAUUAUUUUUGUCUACCUAGAGAGCACGAGACUCAAAGUUUGUUUGAAAAGGGGGUCAUUCACAAGCCAUGCCCCUUGUGAGCACCCUUUGCUAAGUAGCUAGUAGGUGCCAAACACUGUACUGAGCACUUUGCAUUCAUGUUUUAACCCUCACCACAACCCUCCGUUGUAAUAUACCCAUUUUGUAGAUGAGGAAACUGGGGCUCAGUGUGCCCAAGGGCACAUUAGAAAGGAAGAGGAGGAAGGAGGACUUGAACCCAGACCUACCUGAAUUCCAUGCCUGUGCUCUUCUGUAAGAGGCAAACCAUGCAGGGAAGAAGAGAUAGAAGCUGGCCACCAGGAGCAGUUGGCCAGGUGGCUUCCUUGUGAUGUGGGUGAGGGAGCAUUUGUGGCUGCUCCCACUGCCACCUUCCCUCCAGCCCACUGCAGCAUAUAUCCAAGGCUGCCCUGGACUCUCAGCAACUGCUUCUUCAUGGCAAGGGGAUGUCCAGGGUCCUGGUGGUUGACACAGAGCCCUGUUCCCUGCUCCUAAGCUGAUUCCCCCUGGGAAAUAGAGUUUAUGGAACAAAGGGAGCUGAGCUGGUCUCACGUGCCGGCCUUGAGGGGUCCAAGUGGCUUGAGGACUAGCAGCUGGGUCUCCACCAAAAUAAGCAUAGCAUGCAGUAGCCCCAUAAGGGAGACAGGGACCCAAGGGCCAGGCAGAAAUCUCUUGUCUCUGCCUCCUGCUGCUUCCAGCUCCUCUCUGGUAUUUGUAGAGUAGUUUUCUUCUUUUUUUUUUAAAGAUGACUGGUAAGGG